Messenger RNA from Lachancea lanzarotensis, 1635 nucleotides. Its product is annotated as LALA0S10e02454g1_1. Gene Ontology annotation, biological process: xenobiotic detoxification by transmembrane export across the plasma membrane. The transcript has a single exon. Gene Ontology annotation, molecular function: fluconazole transmembrane transporter activity. NCBI's taxonomy places the organism in Eukaryota, Fungi, Ascomycota, Saccharomycetes, Saccharomycetales, Saccharomycetaceae. The coding region runs from base 1 to 1635 and encodes 544 amino acids. The record is from RefSeq and is a predicted model, not a curated record.
AUGGGCUAUAAAGACGCCUUCCGCAAUACGUUCUUGGUCGACGUGUUGGAAUAUGCAGGGCUGGUCAAGCUCGACGCCAACUUCCUGCAACAAGAGCGACCCGCAGCGGGCCCCACGUCUUCUGAGACGUCAGACCAAAAAGAGGAGAUCACCGUGGAACGCGACCUGGAGAAGGCCGGGGAAAACGCUGAUUCAAGGUCGAACUCCGCGGAAGAGGACCAAAUUGACCCCUUCCUGGUCGACUGGAACGGUGACUCGGACCCGGAACACCCGCUCAACUGGAGCAACCGUAAAAAUGGGUUUAUCGUGGCCCAGAUGGUGCUGCUGACAACCACCACAUACAUGGGCGCUUCCAUCUACACGCCUGGACAAGAACAGAUCCAGAAGGACUUCCACGUAGGACAUGUGGUUGGUACUUUGAACUUGUCGUUAUACGUGUUAGGGUACGGUCUGGGCCCUAUUAUAUUCUCACCGCUCUCAGAAGUUGUUACCAUUGGACGCCAGCCGCUAUACAUCAUCACAUUGUUCCUGUUCAUGCUUUUCCAAAUAGCGUCAGCUACUGUGCGCAACAUGGGCGGUCUGGCCGUGAUCCGUUUCAUUGCCGGUGUUGUGUGCUCACCUUCUCUUGCCACCGGAGGUGCUACCAUGGGUGACAUUAUCAGCCCCGAAAUCGUACCCAUAUUUAUCGGCCUUUGGGCCAUGGGCGCCUUUGUGGCGCCUGUAAUUGCCCCCGUAUUGGGAGCCGCCAUGGUCGUCGCCAAGAACUGGCGUUGGGUGUUCUGGUUACUCACUUUCAUCAGCGCGUUCACAUUAGUGCUGCUAACGGCAUUUUUCCCCGAGACGCAGCACAACAAUAUCCUGCAUAGACGCGCCAAGCGGUUACGUAAGCAAACCGGAGAUAGUCGCUAUUACACCCGACAGGAACGCAUAGACGCACAAGUGGAGAUCGGUGCGUUUUUGAAAGAACUGCUUGUGCGGCCGUUUCUGGUUAUGGUAAAGGAACCGGCUGUGCUUGCCUUUGACAUAUACAUCGCGCUGUGCUACGGCAGUUUCUACCUGUUCUUCGAGGCUUUCCCCAUUGUGUUCAUCGGGAUCUACAAAUUCACGCUGGUGGAACUAGGACUCGCAUAUAUGGGGUUCAGUGUAGGGUGCGUCUUGGCGUACGCGCUACUGCUGGUGUAUCUCUUCAAGUACAUCGGUCCCAAGUUCAAAAACGGCACUUUCAGGCCGGAGGACUUUCUGCCGCUGGCCAUGCUCGUUUGUUGGUGUUUACCGCUCGCGCUGUUCCUGUUUGGAUGGACCGCCCGGGUGCACUGGAUUCUGCCCAUGAUUGCAGAGGUGUUUUUCGUGGUGGCCGUUUUCAACCUUUUCCAGGCCGCAUUUGCGUACCUGGCUGUCAGUUACCCUCGAUAUGUUGCCUCGGUUUUUGCCAGUAACGGUUUCUGUCGUUCUGUCUUUGCUUCUGCGUUCCCAUUGUUUGGCCAAGCCAUGUACAACAACUUGGGCAGCGAAAAAUACCCGGUUGGGUGGGGGUCCUCUUUAGUAGGAUUCUUUUGCGUAGGAUUAGCUGCGAUCCCCUUUUAUCUUUACAAGUAUGGACCCACACUACGUGGUAAAUCCGAAUACGCCAAUUAG